AUGUCCUCAAUAUCUCCAAAAACCGCGUUACUACUAUCGCUUCUCAAGAAGACACAUCUAGAGACCGAAGACGAACUCAAGCCCUCUUCUCCCACUCCAAACACGCGAGGAGACUUGCUUGUCCAUAUACCUCGGACGCCGAACCCGCGGAAUCCCCAUUCCUCUGGGCUACUAUAUACUCUCCGGGAGAAGGAAACGUUCGUACGACGGCUAAGGAAGGAAUUGGCAGAGGCGGAGGAUAAGCUCAACAGCCACAAGGCCUUAUGCAUAAUGAAGGGGCUUAUCGACCGAACCUGCGAGGAUGGUUCUCAUUAUGAGGAGCCUGAGGAAGACUUAAGCUCGAUCAUGGAAGUUAAACUGCAGGUCAAGGAGUCGUCAUCCACGAAGUCGAGGAUUGCAAUCCUACCGCGACCGACCUCUAUUCAAUCCUUAAUGUCUCCUGCACCCAAUCUGACAAGUUCAGAAGAUACUCCUACCCUACUCUCGUCACAUACGGACUUAACCAUUCCGCACCCUCCAAUUCAAGGCGGGUCUCAGAAUACGACUAUACGUGGGGCGCAGCUCACGCGGACCAGCACUGUCAGUAUUUUCCGGCACUUACUCUGGACCUUGGACUGCCUACGAACUAGUCUGCCUCUUCUACGCGAGCAUGGCUCCUCAUUGCGGACACUCAAGACAUCAUACUCGACCGUCAAACCUGAUUCCUCACCAUCUCUUCCGGAGAGGAGUCCCGAACGAGACAACGCCGAACCCAUACGCGCCGCGCAAGACCGCAUAGCCAUCAACCACAUCUCCAUAACGCAGAACCUGCACGAUCUCCUCGAGCCCCAGGAAACCCUGAGCGGGGAUCGCGCGCCACCACUUUGGCCUUCCGAGGCUUGGAAGUUCGAGUUCCCCUUCAUCUCGCUGCAUCUCUUGAAGAGGGAGUAUAAAGGUCGGAGGAACGACUUCUCGCACAAAUAUGCGACUCCGUCGGCACGGGAUGCGAUGUAUCAUGUGUUGUUUGCGCCGAGACUUCUAGAGGUAUAUGAAGGGCUCGAAAGGGAUGCGAAGCAGUGCGCUGGAGUUUUGCUAGAGGCUUUCAGGGACUAA
Trematosphaeria pertusa is the source of this 1092-nucleotide messenger RNA. RefSeq lists its product as uncharacterized. The transcript has a single exon. Lineage: Eukaryota; Fungi; Ascomycota; Dothideomycetes; Pleosporales; Trematosphaeriaceae. Bases 1 to 1092 code for a protein of 363 amino acids. The record is from RefSeq and is a predicted model, not a curated record.